AUGUCUGCCGCUGAGCUCCGGGACACCUCUCUGCUGGCGUCCGUGGAAGUGGAGCAGGGAGGCCAAGUGGAGUACCGGCUGCACAGCCUCCAGCCAGCGCGCGGCCGGGUGCGGCUGCUCGCUGACCCUGAGCGCGGGGCUCCUUCCCCAGGUGCUGUGCGCGCCCGAGGCCUGGGCGCAGGCCUGAGCUGCUCCACCUCACCCCCAGCUGACGGCCAACAUUGCAGUGUGACAGCCCAGGCGGCCGAGCCGAGUGGUGUGCACCUGGACUGCGGCGCGCCCCGGCUCAGCCGCCCGCCGGCCCCGCCACCCGGCGACCUGCAGUACAGCUUCUUCUCUUCACCCACCCUGGCCAACAGCAUCCGCAGCCCGCGGGCGCGCCCGCUGGCCAAGUCUGAGCGGCCCGGCCACCCCCUGUACGAGCCUGAGCCUGAGCCCAGGGAUAGCCCCCAGUCUGGCCGAGGCCACAGCCCCGGAGCCACUGCCACGGCCACCGGUCUGCCCCCGGAGCCUGAGCCCGACGGCCCCGAUUACUCAGAGCUGGCCGAGGCCGACAUCCUCAGCGAGCUGGCCUCCCUCACCUGCCCUGAGGCCCAGCUGCCCCUCGAGCCCCCAUCGCCUGAGCCAGAGCCUCAGCUCCUGGGCCCCCAGCCCCGCUUCCUGGACCCGCAGACGCUAGAGCCCCUCGGGGAGGGUCUGGAGCUUCCGCCCCUGCAGCCUCUGGCCGACCCUCUGGGGCUGCCGGGCCUAGCACUGCAGGCCCUAGACACUCUGCCCGACGCCCUGGAGUCCCAGCUGCUCGACCCCCAGGCCCUUGACCCUCUGCCCAAGCUGCUCGAUGUCCCGGGUCGCCGUCCCGAACCCCAGCAGCCCCUGGGGCACUGCCCACUGACCGAGACUCUGCGCCUGGACUUAUGCUCGCCCCAUGGCCCCCCUGGGCCUGAGGGUCAUCCCAAGUAUGCCCUGCGGCGCACUGACCGGCCGAAGAUCCUGUGUCGCCGUCGGAAAGCUGGACGGGGGCGCAAGGCAGAUGCUGGACCUGAGGGCCGCCUGCUGCCCCUGCCGCCUGUGGGGCUGGCGGCUGCCCUGGCCGAGCCCCCACCGCCUCCGCCACCACCCCCUCCUGCCCUGCCAGGCCCAGGGCCAGCUCCAGAGCUGGAACCCGAACCACCUCAGACCCCUGGGCUCCCCACCCGCAAAGGCAAGUGCCGGGGCGUGCGGCGCAUGGUGGUGAAGAUGGCCAAGAUCCCCGUGUCCCUGGGGCGGCGGAACAAGACCACGUACAAGGUGUCGUCCCUGAGCAGCAGCCUGAGCGUGGAGGGCAAGGAGCUGGGCCUGCGCGUGUCCGCCGAGCCCACCCCUCUGCUGAAGAUGAAGAACAACGGGCGCAACGUGGUGGUGGUCUUCCCGCCCGGCGAGAUGCCCAUCAUCCUGAAGCGGAAGCGCGGCCGCCCCCCCAAGAACCUGCUGCUCGGGUCCGGCAAGCCCAAGGAGCCCGUGGUGGUGGCAGGCGAGGCUGCCGCCCGGGGGCGGCGCCCCCCGGGCCGGAACUGCAGUUUCCAGGGGCCCGAGGCCCGUGCCUUCGCCUCCGCAGGGCUGGAGAGUGGGGCGUCGGCCCGGGGCGGCUAUUACAGCCCCGGCGCCCCUGCGGGCCAGGCCGAGCUCAGCCAGGAGCGCCAGAACCUCUUCACCGGCUACUUCCGCUCCCUGCUGGACUCCGACGACUCCUCCGACCUGCUGGACUUCGCCCUGUCGGCCUCCCGCCCCGAGUCCCGCAAGGCCUCGGGCACCUACGCGGGGCCUCCCAGCAGCACCUUGUCUGUCCAGCGGGGCCUGGCCUCUUUCCCCAGCCGGGCGGCCAAGGCCAGCCCCGUGGCGGUGGGCAGCAAUGGGGCCAGCACGGCCCCCUCGUUCCAGCCGGUCCUGCCCGCUCGCCAGGCCUUCCCAGCAGGCCGAGCAGCAGGCUACGGCAUCACGCCGGCCACCGCAGACUGCCGGGCGGAGCCCUUCCCGAAGCUGGCGCCCCCGCCGUCCGCCGUGGCCCGCUCGCCUACCGCCCACCCGCCUGCCACCACCUACCCCCCACAGUAUGGCGGCUACGGGGCAGGCCAGGGCGUGUUCUCUGCGGCCAAGCCCUUCCCGGGCCAGGACUGCACCAGCAGCAAGGACUGCAGCUUUGCCUACGGCAGCGGCAGCAGCCUGCCCGCCUCGCCCAGCAGCGCCCACAGCGCAGGGUACGCGCCGCCCCCCGGGGGACCCUGCCUGCCGCCUGGCAAGGCCUCCUUCUUCAGCAGCUCUGAGGGGACCCCCUUCUCCGGGUCUGCCCCCACGCCCCUGCGCUGUGACAGCCGGGCCAGCACUGUCUCGCCGGGCAGCUACCUGGUGCCCAAGGGUGCCGCAGCCUCCUCUUCCUCCUCCUCCUUCCAGCCUUCUCCCGAGAACUGUCGGCAGUUUGCAGGGGCGUCGCAGUGGCCUUUCCGGCAGGGCUAUGGGGGCCUGGACUGGGCCUCAGAGGCCUUCAGCCAGCUCUACAGCCCCGGCUUCGACUGCCACGUCAGCGAGCCCAACGUGAUCCUGGACAUCUCCAACUACACGCCGCAGAAGGUCAAGCAGCAAACGGCCGUGGCCGAGACCUUCUCCGAGUCGUCCUCUGACAGCACCCAGUUCAACCAGCCCGCGGGCGGCUUCCGGCGUGCCAACAGUGAGGCCUCGAGUAGCGAGGGCCAGUCCAGCUUGUCCAGCCUGGAGAAGCUGAUGAUGGACUGGAACGAGGCGUCAUCUGCCCCCGGCUACAACUGGAACCAGAGCGUCCUCUUCCAGAGCAGCGCUAAGCCGGGCCGAGGGCGGCGGAAGAAGGUGGACCUGUUCGAGGCCUCGCACCUGGGCUUCCCGACUUCGGCCUCAACCACCGCUUCAGGCUACCCGUCCAAACGCAGCACCGGGCCCCGGCAGCCGCGAGGUGGACGUGGCGGCGGAGCGUGCGCGGGCAAGAAGGAGCGCGGUGGUGCCUCGGCCAAGGCCAAGUUCAUCCCCAAGCCGCAGCCAGUGAACCCUCUGUUCCAGGACGGCCCGGACCUCGGCCUGGACUACUGCAGCGGGGACAGCAGCAUGUCACCCCUGCCGUCGCAGCCACGCGCCUUCGGCGUGGGGGAGCGGGACCCCUGUGACUUCAUGGGGCCCUACUCCAUGAACCCGUCCACACCCUCAGACGGCACCUUUGGCCAAGGCUUCCACUGCGACUCGCCCAGCCUGGGGGCUCCUGAGCUUGACAGCAAGCACUUCCCGCCGCUGGCCCACCCACCCACGGUCUUCGAUGCUGGCCUGCAGAAAGCCUACUCGCCCACCUGCUCGCCCACCCUGGGCUUCAAGGAGGAGCUGCGGCCCCCGCCCACGAAGCUGGCGGCCUGCGAGCCCCUGCGGCACGGGCUCCAGGGGGCUGGCCUGAGCCACGCGGCCGCAGCCCAGGCCCACUUGAGCUGCCGGGACUUGCCGCUGGGCCAGCCCCACUAUGACUCCCCAAGCUGCAAGGGCGCCCCGUACUGGUACCCCCCAGGCUCAGCUGCCCGCAGCCCACCCUAUGAAGGGAAGGUGAGCGCGGGGCUGCUGGCCGACUUCCUGGGCAGGACGGAGGCCUCAUGCCUCAGUGCCCCACACCUGGCCAGCCCGCCAGCCACACCCAAGGCUGACAAGGAGCCACUGGAGAUGGCCCCCCCGGCGCCCCCCCCCCCUGCCGGUUACGGCUGCCCGCUCCUCAGUGACUUGACCCUGUCCCCCGUGCCGAGGGACUCUCUGCUGCCCCUGCAGGACGCUGCCUACAGGUACCCGGGCUUCAUGCCGCAGGCCCAUCCCGGCCUGGGCGGGGGGCCCAAGAGCAGCUUCCUGGGACCCAUGGCGGAGCCGCACCCCGAGGACACGUUCACCGUCACCUCCCUGUAGUGCCAACUGAAGUGCCGGCUGGACCGCGAGGUUUUGUCCCCGGGUGAGUGUGGAGUGGGUGCAGGGCAGAGGCGGGCUGGGCAGGGGUGGAGCAGGUGCUCCAGCAGGAUGAAGGACGGCAGCCCGCGGCAGGACUGGGGCGGGCGGGGUGAGGGUGGGCGGCCUUGGGCAGAAGGUGGGUGUAGGUGGGCCAUUCGGGGUACUGGGCUUCUUGUCUGGGCUGUCAGGUUUGUCCCUAGUUCAGGUGGCCUCGAGUGCCGGCCUCCCUCCAGAGCUUCACGACCACGACCCGUCCCCUCACAGGUGACGUUUGUGUCACCCUGUGAGCCAGGUAGAGGUAGCAAGCUGGCCCACCGUCCACCCAGGGCCUGUCCAGGGAGCUGGCUCGGCUGGGCACCGCCCACCCCGGGUCAGUUCCGGAGCGCAGUCUGGCCCUGGCCAGCGUCUGUGUCCGGACACCUUGGUCACUCGCUCUGCUAGAGGUUUCCACGUGGCCCUGCGACCUCUUGGCCUGUCCCCAGGGUGCCCCAAAUGCCAGCUCUCAGCACCUUUGGCCUGAGGUCAGUGCUGCAUGGGCAGGGGGGAACGGGGCUGGGUCGUUGCUGUCCCCAAGACCCUGUGCCGGCGGGUCAACCCGGGCAAGGCGUCUGUCCCCUAGUCCAUGUGACUGAGCACCCAGUGGGGCCAGGCCAUUGGGCAUGCCUGUGGUUCGGUGCCGUGGGCUGGGGGUUGCAGUCCCACAUGGCCAACAGCCGUUAGAGUCCUGGUCCCGGCAGCUUGAAAAAC
Molecule: messenger RNA, 4722 nt
Organism: Tupaia belangeri chinensis (Chinese tree shrew)
Lineage: Eukaryota; Metazoa; Chordata; Mammalia; Scandentia; Tupaiidae
Gene: AHDC1
Product: AT-hook DNA binding motif containing 1
Source: RefSeq, a predicted model, not a curated record